Molecule: messenger RNA, 1825 nt
Organism: Caenorhabditis angaria
Lineage: Eukaryota; Metazoa; Nematoda; Chromadorea; Rhabditida; Rhabditidae
Source: the annotation of a GenBank genome assembly
AUGGCGGGGAUUAUCAAAAUUCAACCAUUUUUCGAUGAUUUUUCGGAUGUCGAAAGGCAACUUUUGAAAUCGAUUUUUGAAGAACGAGCUAUUUUGGAUCAAAAAGUUGGUUUUUUUAUGCACCGUGCAAAGUGAAAAAAAAUGCGAAAAAUCAAAAAAAAAACGUGCAAACAGACGCAUUUUUUUUCGCAGAAAUCGCAUUUUUUCGAGCAUUUUUUUCGCGUUUUCUGGUGUUUUUCGAGUCAAAAUGGACAGAAAUUGAAAGAAUUUGUCUGAAAUGGUGUUUUUAUUGAUACUGGGGGAAAAAUCAAUGGUGAAACAAGAAAAAAAACGAUUUUGAAAAUUUCAAAUUUUUUCGACCUUUUCGACAUUUUUUCGACAAACUCAUUUUUCUUGUUUCACCAUUGAUUUUUCCUCCAGUAUCACAUCAUUAUUCAAAACAUAUAUUCGACCAUUACUGGAAUAUGGAACAACAAUAACAUCUCCAGCAGAAAAAUGUGGUAUAGAAAGUAUCGAAAAGGUUCAAAAUUUAUUCUCAAGAAAAGUAUUUAUGCGUAAAUUUGGAUUCGAUUGUUAUCAGAAUAUGGGUAGGGUAAGUCCCGAGACGAGAAAUAUCAACCUCGAACUCCAAUCCCUAAAAAACCGCCGCGAAAUUUUUGACUUUAAAAUGUUCCAAAAAAUGGCAGCCGGAAAAGUUGAUCUAAAUUUUUACAGAUUCUUCCAAGUUAUUCAGAAAUCCAAAAGACACAAACCAAGGCUGUCCACCUCGAGAAACCAAAAAUCAAAGAUCCGAUCCAACGCAUUUUCCGGGAGAAUCACUAAGCAAAUCAACAAGCUCAACCUCGAUUUAUCAAAACUUCUACAAUGAUCCAUGAUCAAACACUAAUACCGCUCACCAUCUACCCUUUCCUUCUUCUUCAAAACACUGCCGAUGAUUAAUUUUCUCCCUCCACACCCCAAAUUGAAUGAAACACCCGGUUGUAUGAUGUCAUUAUUGCAAAAAACACCGAUUAUGGUAUGCUGAUCCAUCUAUUGCCAAGGGUGUGUUCACUACUCGGCUCCUCCACGAAGAGGAGAUGCCAUAAACCAACAGACAAAUCUCGGCCUUCUUCGUGGAGGCGUCGAGACCAUUGGGCAUUCCUAAAUGGUAAUGAUCAUGCGUGCUCUAAUCGCGUGAAAAUCUCCCUUUUUAAAAAUUCAAACCCAACUCAUUCUUAAUUUUUAUAUUCCAUGUUUUAUAUAUUCCUUUGUUUUUGCUGCGAACACCUUCAGUGUCGUCAUAAAUUAUUAUUAUUAUUAUUAAAAACACAAUUUCAGACAAAUUCUUUCAAUUUCUGUCCAUUUUGGCUCGAAAAACACCAGAAAACGCGAAAAAAAUGCUCGAAAAAAUGCGAUUUCUGCGAAAAAAAAUGCGUCUGUUUGCACGUUAUUUUUUUGAUUUUUCGCAUUUUUUUUUCACUUUGCACGAUGCAUAAUAACUUGAUUUUACCCUCCCUCAAAAUAAGUAAUAAAUAUUUUUCAGAAUCUUCAAUCUUCCAACAAUUCCACUGACAUUUCAAUAAAUGUGUCACAAUUCAAAGCAGAAGAAAUCAAGGUGAAAUUCAUGGAAAAUCAGUUGAUUAUUGAGGCAAAACACGAAGAAAGAUCGGAUAAAUUCGGGAAAAUUCAACGACAUUUUAUUCGAAAAUUCAAUCUUCCCAAAGAUAUUCGAGCUGAGAAUGUGAAAAGUGAAUUGAAUUCAGAGGGAAUUUUAUCGAUUAAAUUUGAAAAAUUGGAAGAAACUAUGGAGAAGCAGGUUCCGAUUGGUUUUGGAGAGAAAAAGUGA